UCCUGUGUGCGGAUGACUGAAUGAACCUCCUCACAUUUAUGACAGAAACAGAAACACGAAUGAUGACUCCCGAGAAGAGCUCGCCUAGCUAGAUGGCGUUUUCUGUAAGAGCCUGUUUCCGGGUAGAGAAGAAACAUAUUUAUGUCUGUUAAUCGACCAUGUUUGAGUACUGGUCGAUUUCCUGUGUAAUAUAAGGUACGUUAGCGUUCUGGCUUUCCGGCUUCUCUGCUCCAGAGUACAGCGCUAACGGUGAGCCAGCUAGCAUUAGCUGCAGCAAUCCACUUCCUGUAUGAGUCGGGUUUAGGCCCAGUCCCCGAGCGCGAGCACAUUUGCUUGCUUAUCCGGAGUGAAUCGCUCCCUGCUGUAGGAUGCUUGUUGAAUUCCGUGGCUUCUUUCUAGUCAGCUGCUGACGGUCCGCAGUAGCACGAUGCUAGACGUCCCCACGCAUCCCGUCCCGAGGCGCCUCCCCAAGUGAUAUGAUAGUAGCCACCUGGAUUGCAUUCUGUGCCAGCAGGAGCCUUGCAGGGGUUCUGCGACUGACUGUCGAACAGCUGCGAUCUGUCCAGUUGUGGCGGAGCCUCGUGGGUCGCGGAGACAUGGGAAACAGUUGCGUGUGCAGAGAGGACAGUGACGUGGAGGAGGGAGUGGCGCCUCGGAGGCAGCUCAGGCGGGUGGAAAACUCUGAGCCCCCCGAGGCCAGGGGCAGCCGACCCAGGGAUCCUGUCCGACCUCCCCGGCGAGGCCGCGGUCCUCACGAGCCGCGGCGGAAAAAGCAGAAUGUCGACGGGCUGGUGCUGGAUACACUGGCUGUUAUCAGGACACUUGUAGACAAUGACCAGGAACCCCCUUACUCCAUGAUAACAUUGCAUGAGAUGGCUGAAACCGAUGACGGGUGGCUUGAGGUAGUGCAAUCUUUGAUCCGAGUGAUUCCUCUGGAUGACCCGUUGGGUCCGGCUGUGAUCACCCUGCUCCUGGACGAAUGCCCUCUGCCUACCAAAGACGCUCUGCAGAAGCUGUCGGACAUGUUGAGUCUGAGCGGUGCUGUGGCUCACCAGGAUGCCCUCGUCCCGGCCAAGCACCGCAACACCACGGCAGUGCUGGGCUGCCUAGCUGAGAAACUCGCCGGUCCUGCUAGCAUUGCACUCCUCAGCCCAGGAACCCUGGAAUAUUUACUGGAGAGCCUGAGCUCUGAAGCCCACCCUACUGUAAUGCUGUUUGCUCUCAUUGCUCUGGAGAAAUUCUCCCAGACCAGCGAGAACAAACUGACCGUGUCAGAGUCAUGUAUUGGCGAACGGCUUUCAGUCCUGGAGUCCUGGGCAGAUCACUCAGACUACCUUAAACGCCAAGUUGGCUUCUGCGCACAGUGGAGCCUGGACAACCUCUUUUUAAAAGAUGGUCGGCAUUUCACUUACGAGAAGGUCAACCUGAACAACAUCAACGCCAUGCUUAACAGCAACGAUGUCAGUGAAUAUCUCAAGAUCUCUCCCAGUGGACUGGAGGCGCGAUGUGACGCUUCGUCGUUCGAGAGCGUGCGCUGUACGUUCUGCGUGGACUCUGGUGUUUGGUACUACGAGGUCACGGUGAUCACUUCGGGUGUCAUGCAGAUUGGCUGGGCCACCAAGGAUAGCAAGUUCCUCAACCAUGAGGGCUAUGGGAUUGGAGAUGACGAGUACUCGUGUGCAUAUGACGGCUGCAGGCAGCUGAUUUGGUACAAUGCACGCAGUAAGCCUCACUCCCACCCCUGCUGGAAAGAAGGUGAUGCCAUAGGAUUCUUACUGGACCUUAGCAAGAAACAGAUGAUUUUCUACCUGAAUGGACACCAACUUCCUCCUGAAAAGCAGGUGUUCUCCUCUGCCACGUCUGGCUUCUUUGCAGCAGCCAGUUUCAUGUCCUACCAACAGUGUGAGUUCAACUUUGGGGCCAAGCCAUUCCGCCACCCCCCAACUAUAAGGUUCAGCACCUUUAAUGAAUUUGCCUCGCUUGCAUCUGAUGAGAAGAUAAUUCUACCCAGGCACAGACGCCUAGCCCUUUUGAGGCAGGUGAGCAUCAGAGACAACUGCUGCACCCUCUGCUGUGACCAAAUGGCAGAUACAGAGCUGAGACCAUGUGCACACAGUGGUAUUUGCAUGGAGUGUGCCUUACAGCUGGAUACGUGCCCGCUGUGUCGUCAGGACAUUCAGACGCGAGUCAGACUCAUUUCGCACGUGUCCUGACACCAACUCACAAAGCCAAGACUCGGACACUCCCCCUAGCUUCCAUCCCAUCCAAGUCCUGUCCAAGAGAUCCAGGCUGACUGAUAGAAUCAUGAGGCUGUUUCAGGAUGGGAUGCUGCAGCUCAAAAUGUCGAGGAAGGAGAGCUGGAUGUUCUCCUGGGGAGAGAAAGAGGGGGGAAAUGGAGGACGAGAACAAGAAAUAGGAAGGAAGAUGUGUACUCCUAAGAUCGUCACCCCCAGUCAGAGAGGAAAACGGGAGGUUGAGCAGUUUCUCAGAAGGUCAAGCAUCAUUUCCAGGAACAUGACAGUUAUUGCAUGUCUAGCUGUACAUGCAUUGUGUACACAAGAAUCUGUCUAGGACUCGCUUCCCAAAGGCACUAAUCAAAUGUGCCUGUGUAUCUCUGUGUUCAGAUGUGUUAUAUGUAUCUGUGACUCUUAUGUUUAAAGCUCAGCCACACAGACAGCAGUUCUUCCUUAAACUUUUUUUUUCUGCCCAGUUGAUGCAACUCCCUGAGACACAGAGCGAACUUUAAUAUUUUCUCGGAUUGUUCGCUCUCUCUUUGCUGUACUUGACACACUUGUGGGAUGAUUCCCUUGCAUUAUAAAUAUGAUGGAAACCUUAACGAAUUCACAAGCUGUGAUUUUAAGUCUGAUUAUGCAGAUUUUUCUUGUAAUACAAUGAAAAUAUUAUUUAAUAUCAAAAACUAAACAGUUCAAAAAACUGCAGAGAUAAACCUUUGACUUGCAACCACGCAAAUUCAGGGUGCAGUGCUGUUCUGCAGUCGACACAGUCAUUUGCCUUGUUUCCGUUUGUUGUGUAAGGAAGAUGCACAUGUCUCUGUUGUGUAUACAGAGAGAGAAAAUGGUAACUUUCAGAAGCAGUUAAUGAGGCUGAAAGCACACAAGCUCUCAAAGAUUGUAAAAGACUGGAUUCACAAUAAUUCUUUUUCUGAACUGUGAUGUUUGUAAUAAACGUCAGAUUUACGUGUUGUAUAA
This is a messenger RNA of Ictalurus punctatus (channel catfish), 3209 nucleotides long. RefSeq names its product ring finger and SPRY domain containing 1 (gene rspry1). The record is from RefSeq and is a predicted model, not a curated record. Gene Ontology annotation, cellular component: cytoplasm. The coding region runs from base 477 to 2213 and encodes 578 amino acids. NCBI's taxonomy places the organism in Eukaryota, Metazoa, Chordata, Actinopteri, Siluriformes, Ictaluridae. The transcript is spliced from 15 exons. Gene Ontology annotation, molecular function: ubiquitin-protein transferase activity; protein binding.